Molecule: messenger RNA, 1159 nt
Organism: Anopheles moucheti
Lineage: Eukaryota; Metazoa; Arthropoda; Insecta; Diptera; Culicidae
Product: testis-specific serine/threonine-protein kinase 4-like
Exons: 4
Coding region: 68-976 (302 amino acids)
Biological process (GO): intracellular signal transduction; microtubule cytoskeleton organization; protein phosphorylation
Cellular component (GO): cytoplasm
Molecular function (GO): ATP binding; tau-protein kinase activity; protein serine/threonine kinase activity
Source: RefSeq, a predicted model, not a curated record
AGCAAUAUUUAUCGCAAAAUCGUUACAUCAAAACCUCUACCUAGCGGUGUGUUGAGUAAGUGGUAAAAUGGUAGAAACGCAGGCGCGUCUGCAUGCAGCACUGCAGGAAACUCAUCCCCGUACGUCCGAUCCGCUAAAUACACUUGCAAAGAAUGGCUUCAUCGCGAUGGAAACGAUUGGCAAUGGAGCGUUUGCAAUCGUAAAGAAAGCGCGCUGGACCAAGCUAAAUAAAGCGGUGGCUAUAAAAAUUAUGUCUAAAACACAAUUAUCGGAUAACAUCGUGCAAAAGUAUGUGACACGCGAGCUGGAACUUGUACGUACUUUACGCCAUGAACAUAUAAUCCAUUUUUACGAAAUAAUAGAAACCAAUAUGAGGUUUUAUAUAGUUAUGGAAUAUGCCGAAAAUGGAUCACUUAUGCAAUUAGUACGCGACAAAGAAGUCACACUGACGGAAGCGAGAGUACGUCGGUACUGCUGGCAAUUGGUCGAUGCCAUCCAUUAUUUGCACGCGCACUUCAUUGCCCAUCGGGACAUCAAGCUGGAAAACAUAGUGCUUGACAAAAAAGAUCGUGUAAAAUUGAUCGAUUUCGGAUUUUCCUGUCGGACGCGACAAGAGGGCAACGAUCAACCCACCUUAUUACGACCGUACCUGGCGGAAUCGUGCUGCGGCAGUUACGCGUAUGCCAGUCCGGAGUUACUGUGCUUGAAAAAGUACGAUCCCAUACCGGCCGAUAUUUGGGCGACCGGUGUUGUAAUAUACACGCUACUAUAUAGACUGUUGCCGUUCUCGUCCAACAAUGAUGCGAAAAUCAUGCGAGAGAUUAUAGGUAGAGGCGUACAUUUUCAUUCGAAAGUAACGGUCACCGAUGAGGCGAAAGAGUUACUGAAGCAAAUUUUUGUCCCGGUAGCGCUGCGUAUACCAGUCGAGAUCGUUAAACAAUCGCUAUGGUUCCAUAUGGAACUGGCCGAAGAGUAAUUGUGCGAAAGGAUGCGAAUGAAACGAAUAUUUCCCGGGGAAAGUUAUCCAAACAUUUCAGUUUCAUAAAUGUCGUCUGUGGAUAAAAUAAAGCUUAGUAUAAAACACGGUUCCUGUUACUUAUUAUCGCUGGCUGGUUAGUUGUAACUUCACAAACCUCAGUACAAAGCAAUCUUAAACUGA